AUGAGCAGGUUUCAACCCGGGUCGGUGCCGUCCAAGGCUGUUGUGGACCCCACGCCUAUGCCUUCGGAUAUCCCCAAGGUCCAUGAAAUUGGAGCUACCAGUGGUCCUUUGAAAUCUGCUGCUUUCUUUAUUGGCGCUCAUUGUCGUGAAUAUAAUGAGGACUUUAUGCUCUGCAAGAACGAAAACCGGGACCCGGGCCAUUGUUUGAAGGAGGGACGACGCGUGACGCGGUGUGCGCAGGAUUUGCUCACGAAGAUGCAACAGAAUUGCAUGGAGACGUUCCAAGCUCACUUUGAGUGUUUGGAACGCAAUAACCAUGAAUACUACCUCUGCCGCAAGCCCGAGCGAAAACUCAACGCCUGCAUGUUCGAGAAACUGGGUCUCACGAAAACGAUCCCCGGAGGUGGGCCCCAAGGGCAGCAAGUGCACGAGAUCCGCAACCCAAUUUACAAGGCCAUGCAGAAAUGA
Messenger RNA from Coprinopsis cinerea okayama7#130, 468 nucleotides. RefSeq names its product NADH-ubiquinone oxidoreductase subunit. The transcript has 5 exons. The coding region runs from base 1 to 468 and encodes 155 amino acids. The record is from RefSeq and is a predicted model, not a curated record. Gene Ontology annotation, biological process: mitochondrial electron transport, NADH to ubiquinone. Lineage: Eukaryota; Fungi; Basidiomycota; Agaricomycetes; Agaricales; Psathyrellaceae.